AUGUCAUUAAAGCUCCCUGGAAACAUUAAUUCUUCUUUGUUUAAACAGGGCUAUCAGGUUCAUUCGAACACUGAUGGUGCUAUCAAUAGAAAUAUUCAAGCAUGUCGUGAAAUCUCAAAGAUGAUCUCCACAUCAAUCGGACCUUGUGGCAAGAACAAAAUCAUAGUUAACAAUUUAAGUAAAAUAUUUAUCACUAAUGAUGCAGCGACAAUGAUUAGAGAACUUGAUAUUGUUCAUCCUGCGGUAAAAGUUCUUGUUAUGCACUCAGAACAGCAGGAAGAAGAAAUGGGUGAUAAUACCAAUUAUGUUCUUGUUUUAGGUGGCGAAUUGUUGAAUCUUGCAGAAAAAUUAGUUGUUCUAGGCUUAACACCAACUGAAAUUAUUCAAGGAUUUAGAAUGGCAAAUAAAUUUGUAAACAAUGAGUUGGAGCAACUUGUUGUUGGUCAAAUUGUCGACUUUCAGAGUAAAGAGCAACUUUUAAAAAUUAUCAAGCCUGUUAUUAUGUCCAAACAAUAUGGUCAAGAAAGGAUAAUUUCUGAUCUAGUGGCAACUGCCGUUCAGCAAGUAAUGCCAAAAGAUAGACCACAGGCUUUCAAUGUUGAUUCUGUUCGUGUUGUCAAAAUUAUGGGAGGAGCGUUAACAAAUUCAUUUGUUAUCAAAGGUAUGGUUUUCCCAAGAGAACCGGAAUCUGAAGUGAAAAAGAUCAGAGAAACAGCAAAGGUUGCAGUCUUUAACUGUCCAGUUGAUAUUUCUGCCUCCGAAACCAAAGGUACCGUUCUUCUACACAAUGCUGAUGAAAUGAUGAACUUCAGUAAAGGUGAAGAGGAUGAAUUGCAUAAAGUAAUCAAAGAAAUUGCGGAUUCAGGAGUCAAAGUCAUUGUUGCUGGCCAGGGCAUUGGAGAGUUAGCGUUACACUUUAUGAAUAAAUAUAACUUGUUGGUGCUUAAAGUACCUUCUAAGUUUGAUUUGAGACGUAUAUGUCGGAUUUGUGGUGCUACUCCUCUAGUCAGAUUGGGAGCACCUAUGCCUGAAGAGAUGGGUAUUAUUGAUGUUGUUGAAUCCAAAGAAAUUGGUUCAGAUAGAGUCACUGUGUUUAGACAAAAUGAAGAAACUUCAAUGACUUCAACAAUUGUCAUUCGUGGUGCAACUAAGAACAACAUGGAUGACAUUGAACGAGCAAUAGAUGACAGUGUUGCCUCCAUUAAAUCAGUCGUGAGAGAUCCAAGAUUACUACCGGGAGCUGGUUCUACUGAAUCGGAGCUCGUGAAAAGAGUCACCAACUAUGGUGAAAAAACACCUGGUUUGAUGCAAUUGGGUAUUAAAAAAUUUGCCGAAGCGUUUGAAUUUUUGCCAAGAUUGUUAUGUGAAACCUCUGGUUUGGAUCCAAGUGAAAUACUUCCAAGAUUGUAUGCUUCGCAUGAUGAAAAUGAUAAAGAAACUUUAAAAUUUGGUAUUGAUAUUGAAUCUGAUAACGUCAAUGAUUGCCUCUUAGAUAUAACAGAAGAAAACAUCUAUGAUUCAUACAUUUCCAAACUCAAUGCUAUAAAUUUAGCAACUGAGGCUGUUUGUACAAUUCUAAGUGUUGACCAAAUCAUUGUUGCGAAGAAAGCGGGUGGACCAGCAAUGCCACAGCAACCUAAACCAGGAAAUUGGGAUCAGGCAGACUGA
This is a messenger RNA of Pichia kudriavzevii, 1668 nucleotides long. RefSeq lists its product as uncharacterized. Gene Ontology annotation, molecular function: ATP binding; ATP-dependent protein folding chaperone; ATP hydrolysis activity. Lineage: Eukaryota; Fungi; Ascomycota; Pichiomycetes; Pichiales; Pichiaceae. Gene Ontology annotation, cellular component: chaperonin-containing T-complex. The transcript has a single exon. The coding region runs from base 1 to 1668 and encodes 555 amino acids. Gene Ontology annotation, biological process: protein folding. The record is from RefSeq and is a predicted model, not a curated record.